Adineta steineri is the source of this 591-nucleotide messenger RNA. The record is from the annotation of a GenBank genome assembly. Lineage: Eukaryota; Metazoa; Rotifera; Eurotatoria; Adinetida; Adinetidae.
AUGACAAAAAGUAAUUCUUCUUCUCAACGUAAUGUGGAGUAUAUUCGUCGUAAAAAUGUAGAAGAUAAUCAAGUUUUUCUUCAAAACCUUCUUAUAACUACUAUUCGAAAUGAUUUUGUCAAAUCAGCACGUUCAAUUCUUCAUACAAAUAGAAAUAACCAAAGCCAAAAAAAUCUGCAACAACAAAAAGUCGAACAUAUAACUCGAUACCGUGAAAAAGUCAAAUCUGGUGAAAUUGGUCCAUAUGUACCUGAAUGGCAACGUCACCUUGAAGAAAAGAAAAAAGAAGCAGAGAAAAGAUUAUUAGAAAAAGAACAAAAAAAAUUGGAAAACGAACGAAAACGACAAGAAAGAUUAUUGGAAAACGAACGAAAAAGAGAAGAACAGCUAUUUGAAGAAGCAUUAAGGCAAAUUGAACGAAAAUUAAAAAUGGAAGAAAAAGAAAAGAUACGUUUGGCCCGACAACGUCCACCUAAACCUACAAAAUGGGCUUUAUAUGAUAAAGAAAUUGGUAAUAGUAAUCGUUAUCAACGUAUAUUUAAACCACGACAUACAAAAGUUGGUGAACGAAUACAACAGAAUUUGUUUUAA